AUGAUCAUGAAUGCAUAUAGGUCCAGGAGGAUUACCGCUGCCAGGAGGUGGCUACGAUGUACCCAUCACGUAGCCUUGACUAUCGAGAAGAACCACCCAGCCUGCAUCGAGUCCCGGCCCUUUUCGAACUGGAUCCUGACCCAGGAGCUGUUUCAUCGCGAGUUACCAGUCCAGGACACCAUCCAGAAUGAGCAGAUGGCCCGCCCAAGCCAGCAGAGCCAUGACCAGAUAGCAAAUUUUGUUCUAGCUCCGCCACUCUUCAUACCUCAGAUUCCUGGCAAUACAGAGCCGCCGCGAUGGACAGCAGUGGCCGUGAAGCCUAACAACCAUGCCCUGUUACUCACCGUGCUCGAGACUGCCCGUCGACUAGGCGAUCACCAAACGAUGGAGUCUUGUUUGUUAGAACUUAUCAACCGUGCUGACAGCCCGCUCGGGCUAUUCAAUCAACUUGAAAUGUUGAAAGAACAUACCCAGGGGGACCUGAACACUGCGCGACUGAUGCGGCUCUACAGGUAUCAGCUCUGUACCGACGACUCGGCGCGUCAGGAGCUCUAUGAUCAAAUCAAGGGUCCUGAAUACCGGCCUGACCCUUACAAAGAGGAGUAUCGGCUAUACUUGAGCAGCUUAAGUCUGGAAAAAGUGAUGAAAUAG
Molecule: messenger RNA, 651 nt
Organism: Penicilliopsis zonata CBS 506.65
Lineage: Eukaryota; Fungi; Ascomycota; Eurotiomycetes; Eurotiales; Aspergillaceae
Exons: 1
Coding region: 1-651 (216 amino acids)
Source: RefSeq, a predicted model, not a curated record